GCUUGAGCGAUUGUUCCUUUUCCCUCCCAAUACCCCACUUCUGUCCGCAUGUCACUCCGCAAGACGUCGUGUCUAUCCUGCGUUGCGUCCAAGAGGCGUUGUGACCGGGCUUUGCCAGCGUGCCAACGAUGUUCUCGACAGUCACUCUCUUGCCGCUAUCCUUAUCCACCGGCAGCCACCAUGUAUCUUCCCCGGGUAUGCGAGGAGGGCUCUCUGCAGGGCUUGCCACAGUCACCCUGCCUGACCCUCGGCCAAGUGAGUAAUAACACUACGGCUGUUGAACAAACGGAAUACGACGACUUUUCACGGAACAGCGAAGGUCUUCAAAACAAAGAUCUGUUAGUUCCUGAAGGUACAGACGUCGAUCUUCUCAAUAGGGAUUGGCUAGCAGAGUCACUAGACUUGUCAACUCUUCUUCAUGAUCCCUCUUUCCAGAGCUAUUCUGAAAGGGUUUCGGCGAUUCCGUUCGUUCCCCCUCGACAUUGGAGUUUUGAGAAACAACGAACUCGGCUGCAAGAUACCCAGCAAUCUUCUACCAAAGGAAUGUCAUCAGAAAUCCAUGGCCCGAUGAACCUACUCUCGAGUGUGAUUCUCGGGCCUUGGAACAAGUUUGAUGACGUAGCUACGUGGCGUUACUGUGCGAGUGAAAUGCUUUCGUAUAUUUCUCUAUACGCAACAUAUGGAACUUCGCCCAUUGCCACAAUCACGAAUCAAGACUCCACAGACUUGGACCCAGUUCUUAAAAGAGCACUGGGCGUCUGUGCAGCCCACGGAACCCUCACUCAGACUCGGAAGCAUGUUUUCGACCAGCUGCUUGAUCAUGAACUUGAGCAACUUGCGACUUUGUCCCAAUCCGCUCCGGUCUAUGAUGCUAGGUGGCAACGGCACCACUCGGAGACUAUUCUAAGGGAGACCACAGCCAGGCUUCAAGCGCUUACCAUGUAUCAGAUCAUCCGGCUAUUUAGCGGCAGGGCUCAAGAUUUCCGAAAGGCUGCGGCGUACGAAACCCUCCUCGCCUCAUGGGCCAGGGAGCUGCAGCUUCAGGUUCACAUACUUCAGCAACACACGACAAUUGUAGGGUUUGGGUUCGAGGGAACCGAUCCAAACGUCCUUGACGCUGCUCAUCGUGCGAUCCUCAUGUCAUACACGGUUCGCGCCGUUCACUCAGUUCUCAAUUACAAAACGUGCGCCGUAUGGAACGACCUUUUCGCUAUAACCAUGCCGACCAGCUUGUCGGGGCCAAUAAUACUCUCGUAUCCAGAAUAUGUAAAUGCAUGGGAAAGAGGAGUAACACCCACACUCAGUGAGGAUAACAGGAGGCUUAGCAACUUGGUUGUUGCUGCUUGCAAAGGUGUAGAUGCUGUGAAGAUGGGAACCACCUGAGACAACUGCAUCCAUGGUCACAGUUAGCACCGUAUCCCAAAGAGAAAUCCAAGAAAAUCUGUGGAAGCGACGGAUGAAUGGAAAAAGCCUUGUGAUCCAGCGCAGUAGAGUCACGGAACUUUUUGAGGUAAUUACUCAGCUAGGUUUCCACUUAAGUCCGCACCAGUCUUACGCCACCUCCGGAUCCUUCCUAAUUGGUGUCUAAAGAUUCGCGAGACACGACAACACAACUCACGAGAGUACAGUAUCAGUAGAACGUAAGAAUACCGGAGUCUGAGUGUCAAGGUUGGCUACAAAUACAAACGUUUGUUCCCCCAAAGAACCGGAACAUCAGCAGGACACCUCGACGCGC
Molecule: messenger RNA, 1735 nt
Organism: Colletotrichum navitas
Lineage: Eukaryota; Fungi; Ascomycota; Sordariomycetes; Glomerellales; Glomerellaceae
Exons: 1
Coding region: 49-1383 (444 amino acids)
Biological process (GO): positive regulation of transcription by RNA polymerase II
Cellular component (GO): nucleus
Molecular function (GO): RNA polymerase II cis-regulatory region sequence-specific DNA binding; DNA-binding transcription factor activity, RNA polymerase II-specific; zinc ion binding
Source: RefSeq, a predicted model, not a curated record